CCUCCCCGCUGCUCAGUCUCCAGGUUGCUGUAGGUGGGGACGCGUUGAGCAGCGCGGCUCACUGGGUUUGCGCUUCACGCCUAUUUACUGAUUCAGCAUGGGGCGCUUCCUGCGACUCUACCUGGGGUAGCCUCGCUCUAACUGUACAGGGGGGGGGGAAAAAACAAUACUAACCGGAUCUCCGAAGUGAUUCAUUCACGUCCUCUGCUGUGAAUUUUGAAGUGUCUUUCUCUCCGCGGCACUUUCACAGUGAGAGAUUAAGGGGAACAGUCACAGAGGCGUCUGCAAACAGGUGUUUUCCACCCACUGCGCUUCAUUCACCAAACCGGUUACUAUGCAUGUGCGCUGCUCUGGUGUUUUUCGUGGGAUAACGCAAACCCAUUGACUGAGACAGGGUUUGUGUUAGAAAGAUGAUCCUGUUGGAAGAACAUGCACCGCGCUUUGGUGAAAGUCUUUUUGCAUCUUCUUAUGGACCGUCUAAUUUUUGUUUAUCAAACUUGACUUUUUUCUCGGAGAUACACCGGGCAACUCCUGAAUAUCGCCUGGAUUCGUGGAAAAUGAUCCUUUAGGAGGUUAUUCGAGCGAGUUGGCUUUCCUCCCCUGUGGGACUAUUUCAUUUCACUGUUUGAUGCGCUUUGCGAAAUCUUCAUCUCGAGCAUCAUCGUAGUUGCCUUAGACUUUCUUUAGCGCUGCGCCUGGAAGUUUUCCUGCCAGAACCCACUGUUCCGGAUUCAUCCACUUUUCUCUGGAAGUUUUCUUCCCCAGACCGCUGCCAAGCUGGCUAUGGCGGCGGCUAUCGCCAGCUCCCUCAUCAGGCAGAAGAGGCAGGCGAGGGAGCGGGAGAAGUCAAAUGCCUGCCGCUGCGUAAGCAGCCCCAGCAAAGCCAAAGGAAGCUGUGAGAAACCCAACCGGCUCAAUGUCUUCUCACGGGUCAAACUCUUUGGUUCCAAGAAAAGACGAAGGAGAAGACCAGAGCCCCAGCUGAAGGGGAUUGUAACGAAGCUGUACAGUCGACAAGGCUUCCACCUGCAGCUGCAGGCAGAUGGAACCAUCGAUGGAACAAAAGAGGAGGACAGUAGUUAUACCAUGUUCAACCUCAUUCCGGUGGGACUGCGAGUGGUGGCCAUCCAAGGGGUGCAGACCAAACUCUAUCUAGCAAUGAACAGUGAGGGCUACCUGUACACGUCGGAACACUUCACUGCAGAGUGCAAAUUUAAGGAGUCUGUGUUUGAAAACUACUACGUGACAUACUCCUCCAUGAUCUACCGACAGCAGCAAUCAGGCAGGGGCUGGUACCUCGGUCUGAACAAGGAAGGAGAAAUCAUGAAGGGGAACCAUGUCAAAAAGAACAAGCCAGCAGCCCACUUCCUCCCCAAACCUCUGAAAGUGGCAAUGUACAGGGAGCCAUCACUCCAUGACUUGACAGAGUUCUCACGCUCUGGCAGCGGCACACCCACCAAAAGUCGGAGUGCCUCAGCUGUCCUCAACGGAGGCAAAGCCGUGAGCCAGAACGAGUCGACGUAGCCCGGAAGCCGAACCCAGGCCUGGGGCCGAACCUUGAAACCUUACCUCUCAUAGAGCGGGAAUCCAAGCAGACGCCGAUCAACGGUUCAGGACUAGCUAUGACAAUAAUCCACACAUUAAUACCCAGAUAUCAUCAGAAAAAAGUAUUCAUCAAAGCAGCAUCUAGAAUAACAAACAUAAUCUCACACAGGUCACUCUUGUCAUACCCAAAUUUUUGUUUUUGCCAAAUAUUUAUUUAAUAUUGUUACCACAUUCUUUUUUGUUAAUGAGUUUAGUCAUCCUUAUCUAUGACACUGUCAUUUUUCAAUCACUUUUUUGGGUCAUGCAAACACCAAUCACUUGUGCAUAUGUCACAGAGGGACAGCAAGGUAGAUAUGCAGGUGUUCAGGGCAGCCAGUAAUGAUUCUUGUCCAUAAAGGCUGCAGUGGGACAAUAAAAAAAGCCCUGAUCACCAUCUCAUCCAUGCUUCUGUGAAUACAAAGCCUAUAAACUCCCUGGCAUGGCUCAGCCUCGUCCUCCUGGCCAGCCGGAUGGUAGCUCUCCUGCGUCCUAAUGCACACGCUCAGAGACUGAGCUCUUCAGCAUGGGAAAGUGAAGCCUAUGUUCAACUGACCUGAAAUAUAAGGAGCAGUGUGGCUCUCUUGUUUAUUUAUUUAUUAAUUUAAAUUUGUUUUCUGUCUGAGAGAUGCCACAACUGCACUUUUUUUUGUUGCUAAUUUUCUGAACUAGCUGAGAGGUUUUUAAUUGUUAACUGGUUUUUGUUGGAAUCUCCUCUUGUUCUCUGUUCAUGUCAUUGUUUCUUUACUGUUAGGAUGAGUUUCAGCAAACCAAAGACAGAUUGAAAGAGUGUCCCUUUAAGCUGCUAAAAAAACAAGCCAACAUACAGUAGAGAUAAAGAUGGGUGUUUCUUUUUUCAUUGUACAUUUUUGAUGAAGGGAAGUAAAGGUUUUUUGUUUAGAAAACAUAACUUGUUGGCAACCCGGCUCGAUGUCUUGCUUUUUGCUGAUAUGCUCAAUGAUGGAAGAAUGGAAUGACUAUUUAUUGUCCCCAUUCCCUUCUGUUACCAAUGUGUCACACUGUCUUUUGCUCUUGUCCUCGUGAUCUGUUUCUUCUUUGUGCACGUGUCAUACUUCAGUCCUCCUCCCCGUUAGCCAUUCUUGUUUCUUUCUCUACUUCUACUGACUGAUAAAUGUCACCAUAGGAGGAUGGUGGAGGACCCCGCCCUACCCCAACUAUCCAGGAUGCUUGUUAUGUGUUUGAGUAACUUAUUGUGGUGAUAUUUUCUAUUAAAAAAGGAAUACUGUGGACUUUUAGGUGGCUUAACAUUUUAUAGGAAACGUCAAAUUUAUAAAACUGAAAAGCAAACAAAAAAGUACAAAACAGACUCCUUCCCUUUCUUGCACAGGGCAUGUACACAAAUAUGUACAAAAAGGACCCUUUUUGUGGGCUACGUACUCUUUCCUUCAGCUACAUGACUUAUUUCUAGUACAUGCUUUUGGGAGACUUUUUUCUUGAUUUCUUCUGGAGGUGGUCUGUAUUAGGUGAAACUAUCUGUUGCAUGGGAGAAAGCAGGGAAAAUACUGGUCUAGAGCUGCAUGAUGUAGGCUAUGUGUAUUAACCCAUGUUGGAUCAUGUGUUCCAAACUACCAGGCUAAAUCUGAUAAAACAACAUAUACAGACAGGCACUACAGCUGUCUAAUAGCUUCCAGUUGUUUAUUAUUUGUUGUAUACACAAAAAUGCACUGAAUAAAAUGUUUAUAUUAAGAUAUACUUUUAAAAA
This is a messenger RNA of Xiphophorus couchianus (Monterrey platyfish), 3304 nucleotides long. RefSeq names its product fibroblast growth factor 13a (gene fgf13a). The transcript is spliced from 5 exons. Gene Ontology annotation, molecular function: growth factor activity. Lineage: Eukaryota; Metazoa; Chordata; Actinopteri; Cyprinodontiformes; Poeciliidae. The record is from RefSeq and is a predicted model, not a curated record. Bases 784 to 1524 code for a protein of 246 amino acids.